CUUCUUAAUGUACUUCUAUUAUUUCUAUAUGAGUCUACAGGACAUGACUUACAUAUGAAAAGAGAUAUGAUAUUCGAUGAAAUAAAAGAUGUAAAAGAAUCUAUUCAACAACGUAUAGAAUUAUUAAGACAUUGUAGACGCCGUAUCCAAUCAAUAUUUGAUGAGAACAUCCAAUCAAGUCGUGUAAACCCACAUUCAUUGGAUCAAUAUAUACACUGUAUAAGCAAACGUUUAGGGAUUAAAUAUCGUGUUGAAAUUAUGCCAGACUUUGUAAAUGUCAUGAUUUCUAUGGAAAAAACGUAUGAUAUAAAUCAUCCGAAAUCCCUUCAAAUAAAAGAAUGUUAUAACAAUGAAAGAAUAAUUUAUGAAAAUGUGAGAACUGAAUACAACCAAGAAAUAUGUGGUGAACUUAAACAACUCAAUCAACGAGAUACUGAUGAACUAUUGAGCUGGUUGACUAUUCUAAAUCUACACAUCAGUUAUUUAAAUUUUGAUUUAUUUAUAUAUCGGUUCCGAUCAGAACUUGCUAGUGUCGUAACCGAUUAGAAUGAAAUAUAUUGAAGUUAUGAUGAUGAUGAGGAUGAUGGUGAUAAUGAUGAACGAGUAUUGUUUAUAUAAUUAUGAUUAACUUGUAAUGAAUGAUUUCUAAUGUAUUAACAAAUAACCAAUUGUAAUUUGUUCUGGUUUCUUAUGUAACCAAUCAAUUCAAUCAAUAAUGAUUAUUCUGUUCUUUU
This is a messenger RNA of Schistosoma haematobium, 734 nucleotides long. RefSeq lists its product as uncharacterized. Bases 55 to 546 code for a protein of 163 amino acids. Lineage: Eukaryota; Metazoa; Platyhelminthes; Trematoda; Strigeidida; Schistosomatidae. The transcript is spliced from 11 exons. The record is from RefSeq and is a predicted model, not a curated record.